Molecule: messenger RNA, 642 nt
Organism: Plasmodium relictum
Lineage: Eukaryota; Apicomplexa; Aconoidasida; Haemosporida; Plasmodiidae
Product: SAM-dependent RNA methyltransferase, putative
Exons: 1
Coding region: 1-642 (213 amino acids)
Biological process (GO): peptidyl-arginine methylation
Molecular function (GO): protein-arginine omega-N monomethyltransferase activity
Source: RefSeq, a predicted model, not a curated record
AUGCCUACAAAAUAUAUUAUAGAACAUUUAGAUGAGUUAGAAGAAUGGUGUAUACUUGAAUAUAUACAUAUAUGUGAUAUUGUAAAAGAUACAAAUGCAAUAUUUACUAAAUUUGAAGCAAAAUUUAGUGAUAUAUCUAGUAUACACAAACCUAAGUGUUAUAGUGAAUCAAUAAAUGAUUUAAAAACAAAUUUUAAUUGGGAUAAAAUAUGUUUAUUAGAUAUGAAAGCAAGUGAAACAUUAAAAUGUAAGGAUAAAGAUAAAAUAGAUUUUUUGUUAUUUGGUGGCAUUUUAGGAAACGUACCAUCAGAUGAUAGGACAUCAGAAUUAAGAAAAUUUCGUUUUAAUAUUUCAAGAAAUUUAGGUAACAUGCAGAUGACUACAAACACUGCAGUACUUGUUUGUUAUAUUAUUUUAAAUGAUCAAAUUGAAUUAGAAGAUAUACCCUUUAUUGAUGAACCAGAAAUAAAUCUUAAAAAUAACAAAGAAUCUAUAAUGCUACCAUUUCGUUUUGUUUCUAAAUAUUAUUAUACGAAAAACGAAGAUGAUAGAAAUACUCCUGUUUUACCUAAAAACUUCAUGGAAUAUUUAAUAAAAUUAGGUGACCAACAACUUGAUGUUAACUCUUUUUUAAAUGAAUAA